Messenger RNA from Carya illinoinensis, 613 nucleotides. Its product is annotated as histidine-containing phosphotransfer protein 4-like. Bases 61 to 507 code for a protein of 148 amino acids. The record is from RefSeq and is a predicted model, not a curated record. Gene Ontology annotation, molecular function: histidine phosphotransfer kinase activity; protein histidine kinase binding. NCBI's taxonomy places the organism in Eukaryota, Viridiplantae, Streptophyta, Magnoliopsida, Fagales, Juglandaceae. Gene Ontology annotation, cellular component: cytoplasm; nucleus. Gene Ontology annotation, biological process: phosphorylation; phosphorelay signal transduction system; cytokinin-activated signaling pathway. The transcript has 6 exons.
UUAUAUAUAAUUCAGCACUCGAGUCUGUUUUAAUUAAUUUAUUAUUUGUUUUCCUUAAGAAUGGAGCUCUUGAAGCAACAGAUUGCCACUGCGAGGCUAUCCCUUUUCUCUGAGGAAAUCCUCGACAUGGGGCAAUUCAUGCAAUUGGAGCAACUUGAGGAUAAAGACAACCCCAACUUUCUGGAAACACUAUUCUCCUUGUAUUUCGAUGAUGCACCUAAGGUCAUCGCCACCAUAGAACAAAUACUCAUGCCGAGUGAAGAAGUACUCGUGGAUUUCAACAAGCUGGACAUAAAGCUUCAUCGGCUAAAAGGCAGCAGUGCCAGCGUUGGUGCUAAUAAGGUGUUGAAAAGUGUCAAUAAAGCAUUGGAAUGUUGCAAGAAGGGUGAUGUGGAAGGAUGUAAGGCGGAAGUUGAGAUAUUGAAAGAAGACUACAACGCCCUGAAGAACAGACUCCAAGCUUAUUUGCAGUUGCGACAACGUCAUGCUAGAUCUGCCGACACAUGACUUGAACGCCACCCCCCAAGAGAUUGGUCCCAUAAAUAAAAAAGAGGGGUCGAGAAGUUUAAAUAUAUAUUAUAAGAAUAAUGUCAUAAAUCAUAUUUUUAUCUUA